UCCAUGACCAUGCCAUAGUCUGCGGUAUAGAAGUUGUUGCGGUUCGGACUCAGAAGCCACCCUCAACCAAGAAAACCGCAGGAAUCCAACGGAACCUGGCCCGUCCCAAAAUCCCGUCGGAUCCCCCGCCCGAUAGCCUGAAUCCGUUACCACCGCCUUUCAAAGCCACGCCUCUCGUCUUUGUUCAAGCCGCCUUCUCCUCACGCCGGAAAUAGCGCCGAAGGCCGCACCGUAGAAAGCCGUUUUCUUCGUCCACGAAGUCGGCCAAGAGAGAGAACGAGAUCGAGUAGAUUUAAAAGCCUUGGAUUGGAUCGAGUAAACCGAGAAAAUGAUCCUGGAAUCGCCGGAGGAGGGAGGGAAAUCAAUGACCGGAAGUACCCUAACGAGGAGUUCGGGAGGCAUUGGAGCAGGAGGAGGAGACGGUGAGCUCCUUUUCCCGCCUACGAAUUUUGCGAUGGUGGACCGGGGGAUCUACAGGUCGGGAUUCCCCAAUCAGGAGAAUCUUGGAUUCUUGGAUUCCUUGAACCUGCGAUCCAUCGUGUACCUGUGCCCGGAGCCGUAUCCGGAGGUUAAUGCGGAGUUUGUAGAAUCGCGGGCGAUUCAGCUUUUCCAGUUCAGUAUAGAAGGGAGCAAGGAGCCUUUUGUAAGCAUUCCUAAGGAUACCAUCAUGGAAGCUCUCAGAGUCUUACUUGAUAUUAGGAAUCAUCCAGUUCUGAUUCACUGUAAACGAGGAAAGCACCGGACAGGUUGCCUCGUGGGCUGUUUCAGAAAAUUACAGAACUGGUGCUUGCCCUCUGUGUUUGAGGAAUAUAUGCGAUUUGCUGCUGCAAAAGCUCGGGUGUCAGAUCUCAGGUUCAUCGAGAUGUUUGAUGUCUCAUGCAUGAUGCAAUGCAUGCUUGGCAUCAUUUAUCGUUACCAUGGUUGUGGUUCCCAAUCCAGGUGCCUUAGUUACCAAGACACAUCAUAGUAUACAGCAAUCUGGGCUUGGCAAUCAUAUAUCAUUCCCAUGGAUGUGGUUCCCAAGCAGGUCACCAUGGUUACCUAGAUAAUUAUGGGACAGAGACAUCUAUCAAGGCUGAUGUCCAGAAUUCUUUUCAUAAAUCUUUGUUCAAUUGCUUCCCAGAUUUUGUUUUGGUAGUGAGUAGCAAGUAUUCAGAUUGCACUGCCAUGUCUGUUCUGUUUUUGAUGCUGCAUGCAGAUACAUCAGGAGUUUUUUUUUUUUUGUAAAUAUUACAUAAAUUGAUUCAUUUCGACUUGGUAAGAUAUUAUUUGUAUGCUCAAAUAAUAUUUUGUUCCCUUUCAAAGCAAAAAUGUGAAAAGCAAUUCUUUCA
Elaeis guineensis (African oil palm) is the source of this 1331-nucleotide messenger RNA. Its product is annotated as inositol diphosphatase DSP3. Gene Ontology annotation, cellular component: cytoplasm. Gene Ontology annotation, biological process: protein dephosphorylation. Gene Ontology annotation, molecular function: phosphatase activity. The record is from RefSeq and is a predicted model, not a curated record. NCBI's taxonomy places the organism in Eukaryota, Viridiplantae, Streptophyta, Magnoliopsida, Arecales, Arecaceae.